AUGACAAUCUCCUCGUCCGCCCAUGAGUGCCCAUGUCUGCUUCGCACUCACAUGCGCAAGCUCGACAAGCUCCUUCACGAGAGCCGAGUGUGACCCGCGGUCGCAUAGCAUCACGCACCAGGGCUCCCGGCAUUACCAUCCCUAGCAGCAGCAGCAAUUCGAGCCCAGACGGGACUCUCGAGCGCAAGCCCUCUCAGUCCUAUGCCCACAACCGCAACACCUCGAUCGUGCAUGGCGUCCAGCACUCACGCAACACGAGCUACGUGAAGUCGCCAGCCACCAGCCCCCUCAGCGAGCAGGUGCAGGUCAUAGCAGACCUCGAUGGAGCCGUCAUGUCGCAGGACACCAUAACGGCGGCCUUCUCGGCGCAUGGCGUAACGGCCGGCGCAAAUGCUGCGAAUGGCUUCACAGGCGCUGGGCUUCCCCCGGCACUUGGUGAUAGCAGCAGUGCGCAGCGCAAGCCUGAGCGAGCUCCCAGCAGGUCGUCUCGCAAGGGCCAUGUCCACCACCGCUCCCAGUCGCGCCACCAUCAGCAUACCCACGAGCUCAAGACAGUCGGCGAAUAUGCGUUACACCACCUCUUUAAUUCGUUCAUCAGUCAGGCAGACCAAAAGAUUAUUCAAUGCAUGACAGACCGGAGUCAGCCAGAGGCCGAAGUAGAACACAUCUGUGGCCCUGGAGUUGAUCCCAACUUCGAUCAGCUCAUAGCGGCCCUUGGUCACAUUGCGCGGCACAAGCCAAAACCUCUGAUAGACACUAUCAUGCUUUGGCGCAAGGCGAAGAGUGAAGAGGCUUCAAAACUACGGGCGCAGCUGCAGACUGCUCGACAAGCAAGUGCACCUGCUCAUCCUCACCUGCCUCGCCGAAACACUGAAUCGAGUCAACAUCUGCCCGAGAACCUGUCAACAACUUCGAUAGCUGCGGGCGCCGAGCAAUUACUCGCUCUCCAGGAUACUGUGACACUGGCUGAGCAGCGCUCAACAGUGUCAACUUACAUCCUUUGCCGGGUGCUCAUCGAGAUCAUGAGCCAGACUGACAUUCAGAACUUGACUUUUGACAUGGCUGAUCGCCUGCUUGGUCUCUUCUAUGGACAGCUCAAUACCGUGGACCCCGAUCUGGUCGAAGUAUCUAACCUGAGCAAAGCCAAUUACGCCAUCUUCAGCCAGCUACUCGGUGUUCUCAGUGGACUUAUCUUCGAUCAGGUGCAGGAAAAGUUCAUCGUUGACCUCAAGAGUAUUGACACCCAAUUGGCUGUCAAAGGGCAAUACACACGGGACAUUGAAAACAAGGGCGCUCACCUCAUACGUGCUCUACGCUAUCUGAAGGUCAAAACUUACCCAGAGGAAGCAUGGGACCGUACCUGCAACUUUAUGUUGUCCCUUGCGAAACUGUUUGUCAGCGCGCACGGUCACCCAAUGAAGUACGCAUUUUGCCAAGUGUUGAGAGAACUCUUGCUCCGGAUUGCAUCGAAAGCCACCGUCGAAAUUAGUUCACCCAAAUGGAAGCAAGUAGUCGACAUGAUGAGGCAGCGAGCUGCUGUGUUGCUCGGCAAACCUAAGCAUUGGCAUGAGGCCUUCCCUCUGAUGACCGCACUUCUGUGUGUCUCGCCCACAGAAACGUUCACGGCGCAAUGGUCUGCGCUUGCGCUGUCAACACAGCCGCGACUUAAGGAGCGCGUCACUCGUCCUAUUGCCCUUCGAGGCAUAUGCCAGUUGGUAUGGACGUAUCUGUACAGAAAAGGCCCCGAUCCAUCAGCCACUGCUGUGCGCAAACUCGAAGACAUUAUUCGGAUGAUAUUCCAAACCGGACGGCGAUCGUAUCUCUCGACUGAACCCGCCAUCGCCGAGCCUCUCAUUCAAUUGACGAGGAUUAUUGGCUACAAGUAUCAAGAUCUUUGCUUCAAGACGGUCAUCUUCCCCUUACUUAAUGCUGAGAUGUUCGCUUCUGGUCGAGAACUUCGUGUCGAAAACUUGGAGCCUGAUCGAAUGGUUUUGGGUAUCCGCUCAUUCCUCGCAAUCAUGGCAGACCUGGAGAACUCGGAACAACCGCCCUUUCCGAUUUCAUUCGACUAUGAUCCCAAUGCCAUUCUCCCAGAACUUCCAGCUCUUCCAGUCAGCCCACGACCCACACAGCAUCUUCCUAUCAAGUCGUCAUUGCUGAAAGAAGAGCGGCUGUCACGACCAGUCAACUUUAGCGGAUUCGCGGAAGUGGCGAAAGAGUCGUAUGUACGCUUUUGCAAGAUACUGGGCGAAAUCACGAUCAUCUGCGAUAACACUUUUGGUGGGCAGGCGGUCCUUGACGAAAAGUUCUCGCUCCAGACACCGAAGACUCCUAUGGUAGAAGCCUUCAGCUUUAGCCGUCGCGAAGAUCAUCAAGGCUCUGGAGACCCUAGGCAAGGGUUCUACGACUUGCUUCAUGUUGCGGUACAAGCUUUACCCCGAUGUCUCUCACCACACAUCCCUUUCAACUCGCUGGUGAAUUUGUUAUGUACCGGUACGGCUCAUGUGCAAGGCAAUAUCGCCGUUUCUUCAGCACAAUCUCUGAAGUCGAUCGCGCGACAGUCACACGCACAACAAGUUACAAUCGGGUUCGCUCGUUUUAUCUUUAAUUUUGACGAUCGUUACGCCACUAUGUCGGACGGUGGCAUGCUCGGUGCUGGACACAUUGAGAGCACCCUGAAGCUCUACGAAGAGCUACUUCAUAUCUGGAUCGAGGAAAUCAAACAAAAGGUCCGCAAAACAGCACUUGACACACCUGAAGAGGGAAGCGGUAGCCGAGCUGCGCUCCUCGAUCUGUCGUCAGUUUGGACCCAUGUUGAGGAAGUGGAAUCUCACGGCCUCUUCUUUCUAUGUUCACCUUCACGCCGUGUCCGAUCUUAUGCAGUCGACGUAUUGCGCCUCAUCACCGAGUUCGACACGGCGUUGGGCGCCACCAACACCCGCAUAAUACGCGUCAUGGAAGGCAGUCCACAGAAGGUUAUGGACAUCAGUGACGAGAAAUUGUCAUUAGCAGAGCGAAGUCGACUUCAGCGCGGAAUGCGCAAAAGCAAUGUCCAGAGCACUUUGGUGGAGUUGUGUAGCAGCGACGUGCCUUAUGACUCUACCCUUUGGUUCAAGAUCUUUCCAAAUCUGGUGCGCAUCAGCUUCGAACUGUGUCCGUUUGCUGUUACUCUUACUCGCGACAUCGUCUGUGCAAGACUUACGCAGAUGCAUCGAACCUUGCUCACACUUGGUGAUGGACCUCGCGCCACGCCUUACUCACCCUUUGAGCCUGGAAGCGUUAGCAGGGUCACCAAUCGCCUGGCUUCGACUUCACCAGAGAUCGUCAUCGAACAGUGGAAGCUUUAUUUGAUCUUCGCCUUCACUACCCUGACAAAUCCUGGACAAGGUGCCUUGUCAGUCGCGCCGAGCCAAAUGUCACAACACUCGCGAAAAAGCUCCAAGUCGUCGCAGAAGAGUACAAAUAAGCUGCAUACGGCUAGCGAACUUUUCGCAAAGGUUCUUCCUGCAUUGUCCGUAGACAAUAGUGCCGUACGGGAGGCGGCCGUCGUUGGUCUAGGUUCCAUCAACAUCAACCUUUACCGAACGCUGUUGGAGUCUCUGCAAGGAAUUGUUGCUGCAUGUACUGAAGAGGCAAAGACUAGACUUGGUGCGCACACCAGGACACUAAGCAGUCCGCGAAGGAACCGACGUACCGAUCACCUCCGAACUGAGAUCACUCACGUAUACAAACUCACUUCCCAGUUCUUGCGGCUUCCCGAGGCCUACAAUGAUGAGUGGAUUGUCAACAACCUUGUCAACUACACGAAGGAUUUGAGAAUCUUCCUCAGCGACGCGGAAGUGCAAAAUGAGUGGGGCUUUCAGAAGCUUCGUACCCACUAUUGCGGGCUUGUAGAAGUACUUUUCGAAGGCAUCAAUCGGACGAGCGACCCUCUCCAGUGGAUGCCAUUUCAGGCGCGCAAAGCAGCCUUUACGCUCAUGGAGGACUGGUGUGGCUACUCUGCAAAUCAGCCGCAGAUUCGCCAACGAGAGGAAAAUAUGCGCAGGUCUAUGUUAGACCGAGAGGUUGACUUGGGCAACAAAGGCAUCGCAACGGCAGCUAUGGAGAUCGAGAAGCGUGACCUUCGGACGGCAGCUCUCAGUGCCAUGGCUGCUUUAUGUGGCGGUCCGGUCAGCAUUACAACUGACAGCAAGGUCUUGAUGCAGUUCGACGUCCGCCGAAUGUUGUCCUGGAUCGACAGUAUUUUCGAAACUCCUAGUGACCGCACGCAUGCAAUCGGUCGAAGAGCACUUAUGAACCUUAUCAUCCACAACCGAGAACAUCCGUACCUUCUUGAUCGCGCCAUUGAGAUGUGCUACCUUUCCAAGUCUUCCAAGGCGCUGGAUAGCUACUUCGAGGUCGUCACGCAAGUGCUUAUUCAACGAGAAGAUUACACAUUGCCCUUCUGGAAGGUGCUCAGUGCAGGUCUAUACACGCUUGGACACGAGAACAGCGGGAUACGCGUCAAGUCUUCUCGUUUGCUGAGGACAUUAGAAGGCAGAGAACAGAAGAACUCGAAGCUGCAAGACCUCGACAUAAGUAUCUCCGAUAAGACCAUAGCUGUGUACAAGCUAGCCCAGUUUGAGACCUCUCGCCGACUCGCAAAACAACAUUCGGAGCUCGCCUUCCUUGUGUUCUCGCAAUGCUCGUACUACUUCAAGGAGUUACAACCGGAUCAUCAGCGAAAUAUGGUCGCUGCAAUGCUGCCUUGGGUCCAGACCAUCGAACUCCAAGUGCAGCCAGGCGGUGGUCCUACAGCCAACUCUUACAUGCUGCUCGUCAAUCUCUUCGAGAUUACUGUUCGCUCGGGCAAUGCACUCCACAACGAGAUCCAAGCACUUUGGCAAGCUUUGGCUACCGGACCUUACGGAGGAAACGUGCAGCUAAUCCUCGAUUUCAUCAUCAACCUUUGCUUGGACAAACGAGAGCAAAACUAUGUCGACUUCUCGAAACAGAUUGUUGUUCACCUGUCUAGCACCCCAGCUGGACAGAAGGUGGUGGAGUUCCUUCUUCUUCAGAUCAAUCCACGUUCACUAGUGAGCGAGAAGCGCGAGCCAAUACCACCACCGGUAGAUGCUGUCAACUUGCCAUAUCUUGCGGAUCUUAAUGCUUUGCUCCCAAGCAGCAACAAGCAGUCUGGCUUUGCUCUCGGUCAGGUCUGUUUGAUCUUGCUUGUCGAUCUCAUGGUAUCUCCUAUCGAGCUUGCGAGCGAAAACGUGCCUCUGCUUCUCCAAGUUGUUCUUGUCCUCUGGGAUCACUACACACCUGUAGUCCAGGACCAAGCACGAGAGAUGCUUGUGCACCUCAUACACGAAUUGGUCAUCUCCAAGAUUGAGGAUGAUACUCUGGGUAUUGACAAGCGUGCCAUCGAAGACUUUGUAGAGAAUAUCCGCCAACAUGAUGCUAAGGUUGUGUGGAACUACGACGACAAGAACAGCAAAGAGGCGGAGGACUCUAGCACCAAGGUACCAGAAUCCAUGGAAUAUGUCUCUGGCGAAGUCCUGAAAUUCUUCACCCUUGCCUAUCCUGGUCUUAGGGAGGCAUGGGGAAGGGUAGCACUCAACUGGGCUACCUCUUGUCCGGUUCGGCAUCUUGCAUGUCGAUCGUUCCAACUGUUCAGAUGCAUUCUGAGCUCUCUUGAUCAACAGAUGCUCUCCGACAUGCUUGCUAGGCUGUCUAACACCAUCUCAGACGAAGAGAGCGACAUCCAGACCUUUUCUAUGGAGAUCUUGACAACACUACGCACCAUCAUCGAAGCGUUAGCCCCCGAAGACCUCAUCCAAUAUCCUCCGCUAUUCUGGACGACUUGCGCCUGCCUUGACACCAUACAUGAAGGCGAGUUCAUGGAGAGUCUUUUGAUGCUGGACAAGUUCCUUGACAAGCUUGAUCUUGGCGACCCUACCGUCCUACAAGUACUCGAGGACAGCUGUCCUGAGAAGUGGGAAGGCAAUUUUGAGGGUCUUGCUCAGCUCACGUUCAAGGGCAUACGAUCAAGCACCUGUUUAGACCGGUCAUUGCGCAUCCUCAACAGGCUAGUUGUACUGCCUUCGAGUCGAAUCGUUGGAGAUGACACGCGACUUGUGUACACCAUACUCGCCAACUUGCCGAGGUUCAUACGAUCCUUCGAGACGAUCAAGAGGGAUCCUGGCGUCAAAGCCACAGCUGAGAUUCUUGCUCGCGUGGCCGAGGAGCAGUAUCAGUGCACUGCGCUCGCCGAUGCGCUCACAUCUUUCGCACUGAAACGCUACCGUCAAGAGACAGACUUUCUAUCCCAGACUCUGUCGGCCAUUCGAUCGGCUUAUUUCCCAGAUCUUGAGUUGGGCAGUCUGAUCUUCCUGCUCAGUCUGCUCACGAACAAAAUCGAUUGGAUGAAGAUCAACACCAUGGAGGUGUUGUGUAUCUUGAUACCGGAAAUCGAGAUGCGCAGACCAGAGAUAGCCUCCAAGGGGCCUGACCUCAUCUCACCAUUGCUGCGAUUGCUGCAGACUGAGUUCUGUCCACAAGCUUUGCGUGUCCUCGACUUUGUCAUCAAUCUUAGCAUGACCAACGCACCAACGCCUUUUGAGAAACAACACAUCCGCAUGAGCAUGGCUGGAUCACACUCAACCAGAGGCUAUAAGAAGCAGUUCGAGAAGACCCAGUCAUUGUACGGCAUCCCCGAAGAGAGCGGGUGGUCGAUACCAAUGCCUGCUCACCACUCGCACCUGACAAGAGCAAACGUGCAUGCUGUCUUCUACACUUGUGGCAACCUCGAAGGUGCCGAUGCUCCUGAAACAGCUACACCGAAGAUUGAGUUCCGAGCAGACGAGUUCCCCUUCAGCCCAUUGUCGGACUACCGCACAGCAACUAUGACUUCUGAAGACACACGCGGUGAAGGCCACAUUGGCGAUCUAGUCAUGAAGCUAGACAGUCUGGACGACUUCUUCGAUGACGACGAUGACGAUGACGACAACGAGACACUCACCGACCUCCCCAACUUCACGUCAAGCCACUACCAUCCUAAUGGCUCUUACGCUAAUAACACGCUCAACACACGGGAGAAUCUCUACGACCAGCAAACCGCACCAAUCCUGCUGAAGUCGCUAACGCGCAACGCGAGCGUCACGUCAUUCCAAUCAGGCUUCAGCACUGAUCAUGUCAAGUUAUCACCAGCACGAGAUCCCGGUGUCAUGACUCCAGGCGCCUUUAGUUCCUUCACAUCAACACCAACCGCCCCUGUGCCAACAAGUGCUCCUCGCCCAGGUCUCCACGCCCGAUCCGUAACCUCACCCUCAGCACCCAACCAACCUCAGCGAACCUCACCAUCACUCUCCACAACCGCACUCGACGAGAUAGGCGAAUCCUUCUCGGACGAUGACAUCCGCUUAACAAGUGCAGACCGCACAUUCAGUCUCGAAAACAUGGCAAAGCCCGCUGCGCAGGACGCGCGAAGCAGGAUACGGAACGGCAUGAGGAGGCUCACUGGCGGUGGAGGCGAUGGCAAGGAAGGCACGAAGACUAGGGAGGCGAUUAAGCAGGCACUGCAGAAGAGUCUGCAGGUACCCAAGGUGCCGGAUAUUUAUCUGCAUAAUCCGAAAAGUUCGGACUUAUAGCAACGACUGAGCUUCCUUGGGCUGAACUAGUGGCGACCAGGAAGCCCCGGACGUGCAGAUAUGUGGGGAAGUGGGGUGGAUGUUGUGGAGGAGGCAGGAAAGGAGGCUGCCGAGAGGGCAGGGGAGAUGAGAAAUUUCGAUAACCGUCAUUUUAUGUCAGGAUACCAGAUUGCUUCAGAU
Molecule: messenger RNA, 7811 nt
Organism: Macroventuria anomochaeta
Lineage: Eukaryota; Fungi; Ascomycota; Dothideomycetes; Pleosporales; Didymellaceae
Exons: 4
Coding region: 33-7631 (2532 amino acids)
Biological process (GO): cell morphogenesis
Cellular component (GO): site of polarized growth; cell cortex
Source: RefSeq, a predicted model, not a curated record